Molecule: messenger RNA, 2458 nt
Organism: Oncorhynchus keta (chum salmon)
Lineage: Eukaryota; Metazoa; Chordata; Actinopteri; Salmoniformes; Salmonidae
Product: dual specificity mitogen-activated protein kinase kinase 4-like
Exons: 13
Coding region: 90-1535 (481 amino acids)
Biological process (GO): MAPK cascade; protein phosphorylation
Molecular function (GO): ATP binding; JUN kinase kinase activity
Source: RefSeq, a predicted model, not a curated record
CAACUAGAACCGUCAAAAAUGGUUGCUCCAGUAGCCUCCACAGUACGUGCGGUGCCCAAAGUUAAAGCUUGGCGUCCCAUACCAGCCCAAUGGAAACCCCUACCCUUUCUGGCGUAACUUGUUACGCACAGACUUCCGUGACUGAGCCCGGGACGUCCAUAGACGUGGCCGUCUAUCCCGUGCUGCGUUCGCUGGCGCAGUGUCCCGUGUGGAGAGAGAGAGAGAGAGAGGGAGAAGUUUGCUCUGCCUGCAUCGCAGCCUCGGUGCUGCUGGAAUCGAACACAACAAUGGCGACUCCCAGUUCCAGCAGCAACUCAACAACCUCCAGCGGAAACAGCAACAUUGCAGGAUCCACCUCGCACCACCAUCACCCGCAAACACAACACAUGACCACCGUCAGCAGCAUGCAAGAAAGCAACACGUGCUGGAGGUGUCAAAACGAAACAGGUAAACGUAAAGCCCUGAAGCUGAACUUCGCCAACCCUUCAGUGAAGCCAGCUACCAGGUUGCCCCUCAACCCCUCACCUUCAACUGCCCCUUCCUUCCAGAACCCACACAUAGAGCGUAUGAGGACACACAGUAUCGAGUCGUCGGGGAAGCUGAAGAUUUCUACGGAGAAUGCCUGUGACUUCACGGCCGAGGACCUGAGGGACCUGGGGGAGAUCGGCCGCGGGGCCUACGGCUCCGUCAACCAGAUGCAGCACAAACCCAGUGGACAGAUCAUGGCCGUCAAGAGGAUCCGCUCCACGGUGGAUGAGAAGGAGCAGAAGCAGCUGCUGAUGGAUCUAGACGUGGUGAUGAGGAGUAGUGACUGUCUCUACAUCGUUCAGUUCUACGGAGCUCUCUUCAGAGAGGGUGACUGUUGGAUAUGUAUGGAACUAAUGUCUACCUCAUUCGACAAAUUCUACAAAUGUGUAUAUGGUUCGUUAGAUGACGUCAUUCCGGAGGAAAUAUUAGGCAAAAUUACAUUAGCAACCGUUAAAGCGCUGAACCACUUAAAAGAAAACUUGAAAAUAAUUCACAGAGACAUCAAACCUUCCAACAUUCUCAUGGACCGUAACGGUAACAUCAAGUUAUGUGACUUUGGCAUCAGCGGUCAGCUGGUGGACUCUAUAGCCAAGACCAGAGACGCAGGCUGCAGACCCUACAUGGCACCGGAGAGGAUCGACCCCAGUGCAUCCAGACAAGGCUACGACGUCCGAUCUGACGUCUGGAGUUUGGGGAUAACCCUGUAUGAGUUGGCCACCGGCAGAUUCCCGUACCCCAAGUGGAAUAGCGUGUUUGAUCAGCUGACCCAGGUGGUGAAGGGCGAGCCGCCGCAGCUCUGCAACUCUGAGGACAGACAGUUCUCCCCCAAGUUCAUCAACUUUGUCAAUUUAUGCCUCACAAAGGAUGAGUCAAAACGGCCCAAGUACAAGGAGCUCCUGAAACACCCGUUCAUCCUGAUGUACGAGGAGCGGUUUGUGGACGUGGCCAGCUACGUGUGUCGUAUCCUGGACCAGAUCCCUGCCUCCCCUAUCUCCCCUAUGACCUGAGCCCUAGGACCGUGCCCCAGGACUACCUGACAUGAUGACUCCUUGCUGUCCCCGGUCCACCUGACUGUGCUGCUGCUCCAGUUUCAACUGUUCUGCCUUGUUAUUAUUCGAUCAUGCUGGUCAUUUAUGAACAUUUGAACAUCUUGGCCAUGUUCUGUUAUAAUCUCCACCCGGCACAGCCAGAAGAGGACUGGCCACCCCACAUAGCCUGGUUCCUCUCUAGGUUUCUUCCUUGGUUUUGGCCUUUCUAGGGAGUUUUCAUUGCUUGCUGUUUGGGGUUUUAGGCUGGGUUUCUGUACAGCACUUUGAGAUAUCAGCUGAUGUACGAAGGGCUAUAUAAAUAAAUUUGAUUUGAUUUGAGUUUCACUUCCCCACCCGCCAUUUUUAAAAAGACCAGACAGGGCUCAUUGCCUUCUUGAAUCAUGCAGAAACGGGCAGCGUGGAGGUCAUGUCAUUUAUUCUGUUGGAAAGGGGAGAAAUUGUGCUUUACAAUGGUAUUGACAUUACAGUUGAUCUGGAAGUAUUACGUUUUUGGGUGCUAAAAUACGGGCAAUUGUACGGACCAAGGCGAUGUACGAGUUUACGCAAGUUUACGUUAGCUAGCUAGUAACUUUAGCUAGACACUAAUGUAAUCUCACUCACGUUUGUACAUCGCCUUGGUCCGUACAAUUGACCUUAUUUUAGCGCCCCCAAAAAUGUAAUACUUCCAGAUCAACUGUAAUGUCAAUACCAUUGUAAAACACAAUUUCUCCCCUUUCCAACACAAUCAAUGACAUGACCUCCAUGCUGCCCGUUUCUACAUGACUCAAGAAGGCAAAGAGCUCCUUCGGGUCUUUGGCGGGUGGGGAAGCUAAACUAAUGCGUGAUAGUGAGAAGGAGAGAUGUCGUGUGUGAAAAUGGUUUUUCCCCCCACUCAAUCUGUC